Trachemys scripta elegans is the source of this 4475-nucleotide messenger RNA. RefSeq names its product cation channel sperm associated auxiliary subunit gamma (gene CATSPERG). Gene Ontology annotation, cellular component: sperm principal piece; CatSper complex; motile cilium. The coding region runs from base 643 to 3624 and encodes 993 amino acids. The transcript has 28 exons. The record is from RefSeq and is a predicted model, not a curated record. NCBI's taxonomy places the organism in Eukaryota, Metazoa, Chordata, Testudines, Emydidae.
GGCAGUGUGAGUACCACUGAAAAUCAGCGCACGUGUCGCCUUUGGCACGCGUGCCAUAGGUUGCCUACCCCUGCAGCACAGUAUAGGAAUACAGGUCCACAACACCGACAAGGCCCUUGUAGUGUGGAGGCAGCUAUACUGGCAGAGCUGUGUUUUGUUACAGUAAACCCACCACCGCCGGCGAGGGAAACAGGCUGUAGUGGGAAGGGCAUGGUUUUGUUGGCAGAGCCGUGUCUACGCUAGGGACUUCUGCUGGCCCAACUCUGUCAGUCAGGGAUCACUCCUCUUCCCACCUGCAUGGCCUGGCCUCAGGUACUUACAUGGUGCCCAUCACUGUAGUAUCUGAGCAUCUCAUAAUAUUUAAUGUGUUCAUCCCCACAACACCCCUAUGAGGUGGGGAAGGGCUGUUUUCCCCAUUGUACAGAUGGGGGAAUUGAGGCACAGAGCGGCUAAGGGACUUGCCCAAGGUCACAUAAGGAGUCUGUGGCAGCACCAGGACCAGAACUCAUGUCUCCCAAGUCCUAGGACGCGGCGAAGGUCAUUCGCAAUGCUCACCUGACCGGGCUGAGGCCCAUUGUGACCAUAACGUUUGAAGCGCCCGUCAACACAGAGUAUCAGAAACCCGAGCAGCUGCAGAUUGAGAUGAAAGGCGCCCCUUACCGGCUCAAGGGGCCUUGUGCCAGCGAAGAGGUUUGCCGGAUGUGCUGGUACACCCCCAUGCCAAUGACGAAGAGGAGCGUGGUGAUGGAGGUCCUGGUGGAGAGCAAUGGCCUGGGCCUUGAGGUGGACAGCAAGAGAUUUUUUAUGAAUAUUAACGGCUACGUGAAGGAAACUGAGACCGGUUUACAGACUUCCCUGGGAGAGAAGGUUACAUCACUGGUGGAGACGAUGUCAUUUUACAGCUCGUCCCGUCCCAUUUGGUCCACCUUCAAUCAAGCCCCCGUGUUGAUCCUCGCGGGAUUCCAGGCUUACAAAAUCAUCCUGGUUUCAGACUCGGAGUUUGCGGAUUUCACUGCAGUGGAGGUGGGGAUCGACAGCUGCUGGAUCGGGUCCCGGAACUGCGCCGCGAACGUAUUCUCCUCCUCUGUUGUCGAUGCCAUUGCUACAGAAAGCGUGCUCUUCCUUCGCCAGAACCAGCUGGUCUAUUACUUCACUGGGAACUAUUCGGUCCUUUCUCCUCGUGCGCCGGGAUCCAGCCUCUGGACCCGUGUGCUGAACAACAUCUGCGUGUCACAGUUAAACCCUGUGCACUUCCCCCACAACGGCUCCGAGUAUGUGAUUGCUCUCGGAGGGGGCCUGCAAGAAGGGAAAUUCUUCCUUGGCACUAUUCGCGAUGGAGUCGUUCAGUUUCGCGAAUCACACGGCAGGGGGAGGAAGACAGUGUGCGAACAUUUGAAGAUUUCUUGCACGAUCCUCUGGACUGUCUACAUCACGGAAGAGGAGAAGAUUGUGCUGCUGGUGAAAGGGAAGAAAAAGAACAGCGAGCCCGAUUACUACCUCGUGGCCUACGAUCAAGUCGGUGCAGCUUUCAGGAUGUUGUACUCCAUACCUCGCUUCAUACCCAAAGACACUGACAAAGGGUUUGUGAUGUUGCUGGGACUGGAAGAAUACACGGAUUCCCCGCUGAUCCCAAGGGGGCUGUCCUAUAACCCAUUCAGCACAAUCUUCUACAUCUGGGGCAAUGUUAUUUUACAAAGCUAUGACCUGGUUAAUUACAUUCACCUCUCUGACUUCCCCCAACAAUCUCCCAUCAGCUACUUCGUUCUGUCGUAUGUAGGGGAAUUCGUGUGUGUGACAGACUCGGAGGAGAUCUGGUUUUCGGUGGAAGGCAGCUCGGUCGUCAUUCGGCUCUACCCCUCCGAGGCCUGGGACACGUACCUCGGGCUACAGCUAAUGAGAGGGUCAAAGGACUUUAGCUUAAACGAGACGUUCAUGAGCCUCUUUUUUAACAAGGAGGGGCUCCAGCAGGUGGUUUACAUACUGGAUGAACAGGGAGAAGGAAAACUGAUCAAGAGGAGCUUCCCUCUCCAUUAUAUAUUGUCGUACCGGCACCUCAUCGUCCAUCAGUACCAUCUGGUGUAUUUACAAGAUAUUGAGUACAUCAGGUUCUUCCAUCCCUGCUCCUUCUCGGUCAUGCGCCUCGAGGACCUCCCAGCCCCUCAGCGCUUCACCCGGAUGGAGCACUAUUCCACCGAGCCACCGGAUGUCAUGGACAAAACAGGCUUCCACAACAACGUGUCUCUGGCUGUAUACCAGGGACUGAUCUUCCACCUGCUCUGGCUGCACGCGGACUAUAGCAGGCCUUAUGCUGACCCGGUCCAUGACCCAACUUGGCGGUGGUGGAAAAACAGAAAGCAAUAUGCAGAGUAUUUCUUUUACGUAGCGAGCAACGGCAACUCCUCCGGAGGUGUCUACGUCAACAUGGAGAGCUACGUGAAGAUCUAUGACCUGCAGCCCAAUAACCAGCUGCCCAGCAAGAUUUACCUGGACAAGAAUAACAUCUAUUCUUUCUCAGUGUUCCUGAGCAUCAGGACGGCGGCAGAAAGCAUGGGGGAAAUGCCGGAAGAGAACUCCCUUGAUUUUGUGUGGCUCACCGUCGUCUUAGCGCAUCCGAAGUUUGUGGUUUCAGACCUCCACCGGCACUAUCUGAUCGGCCGGGGCUCCGUGCUGUAUACGGUGACCAUCAGUGACACCGGACGGUACCCGAAACAAGAGCUGAGUGGGACGAACCUUCUGAAGAGUUCAAUGGCUUUAAAGGUUAUAAAUGCGGCAACAAAUUGUUACCACUACACAGCGGCCGGCCCAAAACUCCAGGGCUAUGCCAUGGUGCCAAUCUUUAUUGGCUGCCCCCCGGGCAAGAGGCUGGCCUUUGACAUCACCAAGACCCUGAAGUACACCACCAAACAGAACAAGCGGUACUUCGACUGCAUCCACAAGAACCCAGAGAUGCCCUGUUUCUUCUUUAACGAUGUAUUGUAUCCCUUCUUCUUGAUCCAAGACAUGGUGACGGGGGACUCGGGACCUUUCCUGGGCAGCUACACGCUGAGGAUCAUUGGUGGAGGGCCGUACUCAGAGAGCCGGAUCCGCAUCUACAGCCCGAGCGAAAUCCUCGACUAUAACACGGCAAACGGCAGCACACCGCAGAGUCUGAUCUGGAUGAGGGCUAAUCGCACAAAACCUGCCCUUACCGAUCCCGAAGGCUUCAAUAUCUUCUCCGGAACCGACUGUGGGAUCAAGUGGGUCUGUGAGCAGAACUCCCCCUGUUACGAUGUGGUUCCCUUAGACCUGACAGCUCCGGAUUACUUCUUUUUGGUGGAGGUGUCUAACAGGGCCGUGGACAAAAGCACCUACUGCGACUACGACCUGGAGUUUGUGAUCCACAUUCACGGCCUGCGGCUCAGCCCCUCCCGGGCAAUCAUCUUCAUGAAGAUGUCCAUGGCCGUUCUCACCGGCAUUGUCGUCUUGUACAUCCUCCACCAAGUCCUGGGGCCCAUGAUCUGGGCCGGCUUCACCCGACUGAUCCAAAGAUUUGAAGAGGCCCUAGCUAUUCGGACAGAGUCCAGCAUCACCUUCACCUCUUACUCCAGCCAUAGCCAGGGGAACUCCCACCACACGCCCCCCUAGUAGACCUGCAUCAGCGGCAACGGCCACCUGCCCCGGAGCAGCACGGAAGAACUGGCCCCCCCAGCGUCCCAUCUUCCCUAUCGCGAGUCCCCGCCUGUAUCCAAACGUGCCUUUCCUCUCCGCGGUCCCCAGCAGCCCGAGAGCCCCUAACCCUUCCUCCCCUGCUCUCUGCGUCUGGCCAGGACCUUUGUCACCACUUGUCUGACCAUUCCAGGCUCGCUAGACCCAAGCCGUGGUGGGUGUGCUAUUGCUCAGAUCUGGCAUCGCUCUGCCGCUUUUCCUGGCUAAAGCAGAGGGGAUCGGGGCUUUCCACAGUAGCCCUUGAGCCAACGAUAGCCAAUCAGAACUAUAAAAACCUGAACCCACGGGGCGUUGGUCUAAACGCCACAGCUAGGCUCAGACCAGUGGAGAACGGCGGCCGGUAUUCCAUCAGCAGCUGGCCUUUCCCAGUUCAACUGGAACAGGAGCGCCAUUUGACCGCCCAUUUCGCUGCCCCCGGCCUUAGCCGUGAUGGUACCCAAGCUCCAGGCAUGAUUGUAAGGGCAGCGAGCGGCAGGUCCGCCGCGCCCGUCUGAGCAGGGUCCGGAGCUCCCGCGCGGUGAGCGGGACCUUUGGAUACAGGAAUUCCCAUGUCGAAAUCUCUCGCUUUGCUGAACGAAUGAAAAUCUUCCUGUCUCCUGGUUCCUUUUGUAUUUCCCAGCCUUCAGCAGCAAGGCACAGUUGUUUCUGCGUGUGUGUGCGGGAGCGUUUGCUUAGCUGGUCCCUGCACCAGGCUCCAUGGGACUCCCGUCUUAUUUCGGUUGUUCAGUAAACUCUCUCGUUGUCUAAGAGGUGAUCCCGAGUUGGGGAGU